AUGAAAACCAACUGCUCCUUCACCGAGGUAGACCGCCUCAUGAAAUCACUGGAACUUGCCAUCUAUGUGCCCAUCUUCGUGUGCGGCCUUGUCCUCAACAUCCUGGCCCUGGUUGUCUUCUGCUUCCUCCUCCGCAAGUGGACAGAGUCCACCAUCUACAUGACCAACCUGGCCCUCCUGGACCUCCUUCUCCUCCUCCUGCUCCCCUUCAAGAUGCACGCCACCAUCCACCACUGGGAGGCCCACCACCGCUUCCUUUGCUCCUUCCUGGAGAGCCUGUACUUUGUGGGCAUGUAUGGCAGCAUCUACACCAUUGCCUGCAUAGCCAUGGACCGCUGGGUGGCCAUAUGCCACCCCUUCCGCGCCAAGCAGCUCCGCUCCCGCCGGGCCGCUCUGGGGAUCUGCAUCCUGGUCUGGGUGGUGGUGCUGGGGGGCACCUCACCCAUCUACUCGUUCCGCACGGCGGGAAAUGGGUCCUUCCACUGCUUCCACGGCUUCUCGGAGAAGGGCUGGCGCCCAGAUGUGAUCAGCUGCCUCUUGGGCUUUGGGUUUGUGGGGCCGGCCCUGGUGCUGGUGGUGUGUUCGGCCCAGAGCAUCCGGACGCUGAGGCAGUCCGACAAAGAGAGCCAUAAGAACAGAGCCUGUGUGAGGAUCAUCUACAGCAGUCUCUGUGCCUUCCUGGUCCCCUUCACGCCUAGCCACCUGGGCAUCCUGCUGCAGUUCCUGGUAAGCAACUUCGUACGAUGCUGUGAGGAUCGGAAUACCUCUAUCUCCUCCAAGGUACGUCAAGACGUGAUCCAGGACUGCAUGGCCAAGACGAAUAUCAGCCUGUUCCUGCAGGUGGCCAUGAGUCUGGCCAACAUCACGUGUUGUCUGGACGCUCUGUGUUACUACUUCAUCACCAGGGAAGUGAGGACCUCCAAGCAGACCUUCACCAUCAGGAGGUCCAGGUCCAGCAGCCAGAGAAGAGCCACCACCAGCACCUCAGAGCUCUGACAAGACCAAUGGAGGGACAAACACUGAGCAGAACUGGUUUAAAUUAUGUUUCAACCCGUUUUGCCCACUGGGAAAUUACUGUGUGUGUGAAAUCUUACUAGCUGUGUGAAAAAUUCUGCCACUGUUUGAGGACAAUGGAUGUUGAGUAGGAAAUAGGAGUAUUUAUUAUUGAAAACCUACGCAUUUUGGCCCAAUUUUUCCUUUUGACCUUCUGCAGCCUUACCUCGGACAAGAGUUAACCCUAUGAGACCAGAUAUUUUAAUAUAUUUAACUUUCACUAUAUUUCACUGCUUCGCUUAAGUAAAAAGUUUUCAACUUCUUUGACUACCACAAAAUACUUUUAAAGAGCUGAAGCAAUUCAAACAAAACAUUUUCUUGGAAAUGUUCCAUUUGAUUACAAUUGUUUGUGCCUUGUGCAAUGCCAUCUAUAUGUGUACUGUAUGUUCUGACAAGGGACUCAUGAGACUUUGUCAUCAGAUGAGUGAUGUGGGCUAAGACAGCACACCACUAGUUUCAACUGAAGGCAUAUGGAGAAAACCUAAUUUGUCUGUGUGUAUGCUGAAUGUCGCUGUGGUUACGAUAAAACACAUGUACACAAACUAUGCCUUCAGAAAGUAUUCACACCCCUUGACUUUUUCAAAAUGUUGUUCUGUUACAGACUGCAUUUAAAAUCGAUUAAAUUGCGUUUUUUGUGACACUGACAAAAACAAAAUACCCCAUAAUGUCA
Molecule: messenger RNA, 1723 nt
Organism: Salvelinus namaycush (lake trout)
Lineage: Eukaryota; Metazoa; Chordata; Actinopteri; Salmoniformes; Salmonidae
Product: G-protein coupled receptor 55-like
Exons: 3
Coding region: 1-996 (331 amino acids)
Biological process (GO): phospholipase C-activating G protein-coupled receptor signaling pathway; positive regulation of Rho protein signal transduction
Cellular component (GO): membrane
Molecular function (GO): G protein-coupled receptor activity
Source: RefSeq, a predicted model, not a curated record